Molecule: messenger RNA, 1723 nt
Organism: Oryza brachyantha (malo sina)
Lineage: Eukaryota; Viridiplantae; Streptophyta; Magnoliopsida; Poales; Poaceae
Product: berberine bridge enzyme-like Cyn d 4
Exons: 1
Coding region: 11-1591 (526 amino acids)
Molecular function (GO): oxidoreductase activity; FAD binding
Source: RefSeq, a predicted model, not a curated record
AACAGCAAAGAUGAGCAGCUCUAGAACCAUUUUGUUGAUCAUCAUCUUCUGCAUCUUUUCUUGUGGUUACAUCCCCAAUAUUCAUGUGGUAGCUUCUGAUUCUUCCAAGGGCUUCAUCCAUUGCCUCGCCAAGAAAUCCAUUCCCCCAUGGCUCAUACACACUAGGAGCUCCUCUUCCUACACAUCCAUCCUCAAGUCCUCCAUCAGAAACCCUAAGUUCUUGAACACAACGGCAUCGACGACGCCCCUGUGCAUCGUCUCGGUGAAGAGGGCCUCCCACAUCCAGGCCGCCGUUGUCUGCGGCCGCCGCCACCGCGUCCGCGUCCGGGCGCGCAGCGGCGGGCACGACUACGAGGGGCUGUCCUACCGCGCCGAGGACCGCCGCGAGCGGUUCGCCGUCGUCGACCUGUCCGGGAUGCGGUCCGUGCGCGUCGACGCGGCGGGCGGCACGGCGUGGGUGCAGUCCGGCGCCACGCUCGGCGAGCUGUACCACGCCAUCUGGAGCAGCGCGCCGCGGCUCGGGUUCCCCGCGGGAGUCUGCCCGACGGUCGGCGUCGGCGGCCACUUCAGCGGCGGCGGCUUCGGCAUGCUGCAGCGCAAGUACGGGCUCGCCGUCGACCACGUCGUGAACGCCACGCUGGUCGACGCGAGGGGGCAGCUGCUCAACAGGGGCGCCAUGGGCGAGGACCUCUUCUGGGCCAUCAGAGGCGGCGGCGGCGGGAGCUUCGGCAUCGUGGUGUCAUGGCACAUCGAGCUCGUCCCCGUCCCGCCCACCGUCACGGUGUUCGACGUCGUCAGGACGCCGGAGCACGGCGCCGUCGACCUCCUCACGAAAUGGCAGGAGAUCGCGCCGCGGAUGCCCGACGACAUCAUGGUCAGGGUCAUCGCCGAGCCACGCCGCGUCACCUUCGAGGCCAUGUACCUCGGCACCUGCGACGAGCUCCUGCCACUGAUGCGCCGCCACUUCCCCGACCUCGCCAUGACCAGCGCCGACUGCCACGAGAUGCGGUGGAUCGAGUCCAUCCCCUACAUCCACCUCGGCAGCAACGCGACGGUGGCCGACAUCCUGAACCGGACCUCCAUCUCCAGGAUCAACACCAAGAACCGAUCCGACUACGUCAGGCGCCCGAUCCCAAACACCAUAUGGAAGAAGAUCUUCACCGCAUUACAAAAGGUCACCACCUUCGGCGAGUUCCAGAUGUACAUAGACCCGUACGGCGGCAAGAUCGGCAGCAUCCAUGAAUCCGCGACGCCAUUCCCGCACCGGGAGGGCGUCCUGUACAACAUGCAGUACAUCACCUACUGGAACGGCGGCGCGAACGGCACGGCGGCGCUCGAGUGGAGCGGCGAGCUGUACAAGUUCAUGGAACCCUACGUGAGCAGGAGCCCCCGGGAGGCGUACGCCAACUACAGAGACCUUGACCUCGGGAGGAACAAGGUGGUGGAUGGCGUCAGCAGCUACGACGCCGGCAAGGUCUGGGGCCAGAGGUAUUUCAGGCACAACUUUGAACGGCUCGCUGCGGUGAAGGCCAUGGUGGAUCCGGACGACUACUUCAGGAAUGAGCAGAGCAUUCCUCCGUUGUUCAAGUGAUCCAAAGUCGUGGCAUUUCGAAGAAGAUGUGAAGAAAAAUAAUUGGUUUCGCAUUUAUGUCUAUUGGUAGUUGUUUUUUUAGGGUGAUCCAUCUCUGAUUGGACUUGGUACAAUGCGUAUCAAUAUAUGCAG